This is a messenger RNA of Drosophila erecta, 1440 nucleotides long. RefSeq lists its product as uncharacterized. Bases 287 to 1333 code for a protein of 348 amino acids. The transcript has 6 exons. Gene Ontology annotation, cellular component: endoplasmic reticulum membrane; autophagosome. Lineage: Eukaryota; Metazoa; Arthropoda; Insecta; Diptera; Drosophilidae. The record is from RefSeq and is a predicted model, not a curated record. Gene Ontology annotation, molecular function: 2',3'-cyclic GMP-AMP binding; cyclic-di-GMP binding. Gene Ontology annotation, biological process: reticulophagy; positive regulation of macroautophagy; activation of innate immune response.
ACGAUGUUUUACAAAUUACGUUCUACGGUCUUAUUAUUAUUCGUAUUGGAAUAAUAUAUAUAUUUAAUGAUCUGUCUCUUAGAUAGGGGCAUCCCGCGAACAGUGCUGCAGUAUAGAUCAGAGCAUAAGAUUACUCAGUGGAGAUUCUGAUCCCCGAACAAAGGCCUUCCUAAGACAGCUUUUUGGGCCUAACAUCUUUGGAUUCGUACUGGAUAGAUAGACAGAAGGGCAGGGAAGCUUCAAAAGCGCGAGAUCUUCAAAUCGAUCUGGCAACCCUUUACCACAUAUGGAUUACAAAAUGGCAGUGGUAAGUAACGACCUAGAGGCGGUGGAGGAAGAUAUUCGCGUGCAGAAGGGCAGGAAAUGUUUUUAUUUGCGGAAGAUGAUUGUAGACUUUAUUGGCACCUCCGUUCGCGUCAUGGCCACCGUGUUCCUAGCUGAUCUCCUCCUGCGCAUAUACCGGUGUGUCGUCGAAUAUAUAUGCAAUUGGCGGUACUAUCUGCCCGAGGAUCGGUUGUGGGUAAUCCUGCGGCGAUCGUGUACAUACAACAGCAAAUCGAUCUACCUGCUGGUGGGAUUCCUUCUCGUGGCAUUUUUUCGAAUUUCGAUUACCGGGAAUUACAGGGAUGUAAUGCCCACGGUGCUGUUUCUGGCCUACAUGCCGCUCUACUGGAUCUGGAGCUUUAGCGACAUAGGUCAGAGCACCCUGAGCUACUCCCACUGGAUAAGGGACUCCCAUGGACUGGACUAUGCAGCCGGAAUGGCCUCCAACUACUUUCACGGCUACCUCAAACUGUCUCUACCCGAGCGCAAGGACGAUGGACUCAAACAUCGAAUGGCCGUGUACGAGGACGCGAAUAAUAUUACCUUCGGCAUAAACCGCCUGAUUAUACUUAUUCCCGACGAAAUGUUUAUCAACGGAGUUCUCGAAAGCAAACUACUUGACAAAGCUGAGCCCCUGGAGACCCAGUUCAUUAACCGAGCCGGUGUCUAUCGUCCUUUCAAGCACGCUGUCUACAGAAUGAACAAAAAGGUCAAUGGCAGGACCUACUACUUUGCUAUCGAAGGUGCUACGCCCAUGCUAUCCUUCUUCGAUUCUAUGCAUUCUAAUUUGUCGGCCACCUGGCAGAUGCAUGAACUGAAGCGGGAGAUCUGGCUGAAAUUCUACAAGCACCUAAAGGAACUCAUUACUACGUGGCCGGAAACCCGAGACCUGGUGGAGCCCAUCAUCUACAGUUCCCAUGAUACCAAGGGGAACCUUGUGGAUAUUGGCGAAAUUCUUCUAGCUCAUAUGCAAAACAAAACCAAAUCAAUUGACGAAAUUGCCAAUUAGGAAUUAAAAUGUGUUACGUUUAUUUUACUUUUUUAACGAAAUAUAAUCGCAAAGUUGUACUGCUCUUAAAAUUUGAAUCGACGAUAAAGACAUUAGGAAAGCUUUAA